Molecule: messenger RNA, 929 nt
Organism: Mya arenaria
Lineage: Eukaryota; Metazoa; Mollusca; Bivalvia; Myida; Myidae
Exons: 4
Coding region: 250-852 (200 amino acids)
Source: RefSeq, a predicted model, not a curated record
AUUGUUAACCGCAUGAAGGCUAAUUUAAGAUUUAACAAAUAAAGCUCGCAUUACAAGUAUUAUGUGAGUUCCUCAGAAGAUCCUUAAAUGAGAUACAUUAAGUUCACAGAUUGAAAAUGGGAAUUCAAAUAACUAAAGUUAUUUUAAACUUGAUUUUGAAAUGAAUAUCAAAUAAUUUGAAACCAUUUAGCAUUGUAGACAAGACAUCCUGAUAGAAAAAUGGAUUAUUAAAGGAAAUCAAUAUAAGCCAUGGAGAAUCUUCUAGACGUUUGUCGCGUUUUGCUUGUUCUCAUUUCAGCGCACGUUGCAAGCGCUGGUCAGUGCUGCAAUGCUUACUACGACAUCACGUUCGACUACCACGACGCCAAGUGGUGCAGCUCCUACUGCUGCGGCACCUCUACGACCGGUGGGAUCUUCACAGCGUCCGUUGGGAUCCUCGAAUGUUGCGAUAACUUCCUUUUGGCAGCCAGUUCUAAAGACACCUCAGUGGUGUGUGUGGACUUCUUUGUACAAAACAUUUGGGUACCCAUCCUGAUCGGGAUUGGUGGACUUGUUGGCCUUGGUGUUGUGGUAGCCAUCUGUUUUCAGCAUGGCAAUCGAAGAGGUGCCGUUGUCCAGCCUUCACAACCACAGACCGGUUUGGUAAUGGUUGCCGGAGGUUACAAUCCCCAAUACCCACAAGGCCCAUAUGGUGCCCAGCAGUACCUUCCGGGCGCGAACCCACCCGGGAACCACGCGCCUGGCUACCCCCUUGGAGCAGCCUACCCGCCACCCGUGUACGGAGCAGGGGUCCAAAGUGCCAAUUUGCCUCAAAAAAGUGCUGGACACCCAAUGGUUGCAGACGAACCCUAACAUGUCGAUAUUAUGCAUAUCUUUAAAAAUGAUAUUUUCAUUGUAUUUUCAUACAAUAAAAAAUAUAAAGUCUCAAA